Molecule: messenger RNA, 888 nt
Organism: Caenorhabditis briggsae
Lineage: Eukaryota; Metazoa; Nematoda; Chromadorea; Rhabditida; Rhabditidae
Exons: 7
Coding region: 1-888 (295 amino acids)
Source: RefSeq, a predicted model, not a curated record
AUGGAACGUUUUUUCUACUGUUACGGAGCCUCUGGUCGUUUAGAAGUUCGAAGUGUUGUCUUCGAGAAGUACAUAAAUAGUACGAAUGAUUGUGUUCUGAGUCAGAAACAGAUAUUACCAAACAAAUACCUCUUCAAGGACAAAAUCGUCAGAGUCAUCGAAUUUCCGGCAUAUAUCGAGAACUGUGGGAAUGCGAGUGCUCGAUCUGAAAAUAUUCGCGAUCUGGUUCAAGAAGCAGAAAUUGUAGCUGAUCUUAAAAUUGCUAUGUGCUAUGAUCACAUCCUCAAUAAAGAAGAUUGCAAAAAUAUGAAGUUUCUGGGUCUCGAGAUGAUUCCGGUUGGCCAUGAAACUCUUUUUUAUGAGACUCUAGAGAAGUACAUUGAUAAUCUUCCUUCGAUUUAUGUAAAUAUAACCACAGAAUCUGGGAACCUGAUAUCAAAGUACAAGUAUUUCUCUUCUGUUUCCAACAAUUUCGUUCUUUGGCCAUCAUUUUUUGCCAUUCUCACUGUAAUCUUGUUUUUCUUCGGAAGUGUUUUUCUCUGUUGUUGUGGUCUCGGUCUAUUUGCAUUGGUCGAGGAAGAUUUCCAGAAACGGAAUGAGGAAAGAGAUUGGUUGGCUCUCCAAGUGAGAAGGAAUGAAGACCGUGAAGUGUAUGCAGUGUCUCCUGCUUUAUCACAAAAUGGUUGUCUUGCAACUGCUAUCUCGAAACACUCGACAUCUAAUUUGGAAACAGCAAAAAGCAACACCAGCUCUUCUAAAUCCAGUUCCAGUUCCGAUGUUGUUACAGACAGUACCCAACCUACUGAAACGAUUUCAGGAACCACUCGUACCGCCAGAUCAAAAAUUGAAACAAAUUUAGAAACGGCAAAAUCAUCGAACUCGAAUUAG